AAUCUCAAUGAUUGGUCCAAUGAGUCACAGCCAGUAAGUGGGGGUGAAAUGUAUGAAUGGCUUCAGACCUGCUGCCUGAAAUGAUACAUCAGCGCUUUAGCUGAAGUUCUUGUUGGUGUGUUUGUUCGUUGGAAAGUCCAAAAGAACUGGGUUGUUCAGGCGAAAACGAUGUCGGACGCGGAAGGGGCUGCCAGUUCAGAGCGGCUGAACACGUUUGAGAAAAUGUCAAGCAGGCCGCCGAACGGAGCCACGCUAGCAGAUCAUCGAACACCCCCUGCCCGCAGUGGACAUCGCUGCGUUGCUGACAACGCUAACUUGUAUGUGUUUGGAGGUUACAACCCUGACUAUGACGAGUCAGGAGGCUCGGAGAAUGAAGACUACCCGCUGUUCAGGGAGCUGUGGAGGUACCACUUUGCUACCGGCUGUUGGCAGCAGAUACAAACCAAAGGCUACAUGCCUACAGAGCUGGCGUCUAUGUCAGCCGUUCUGCACGGGAACAACCUCCUGGUGUUUGGUGGAACUGGGAUCCCCUUUGGUGAAAAUAACGGCAAUGACGUUCACGUCUGUAAUGUGAAUUACAAGCGAUGGUCGCUGCUCAACUGUCGAGGGAAGAAACCCAAAAGAACCUAUGGACAGGCAAUGGUCAUCAUAAAUGGCUUCCUGUACGUGUUUGGGGGAACGACAGGCUACAUCUACAGCACAGACCUGCACAGGCUGGACCUGUCCACCCACGAAUGGAUUCACCUUAAACCCAACAACCCCCCCGACGACAUGCCUGAAGAACGCUACAGGCAUGAAAUAGCACAAGAUGGACAGAGAAUCUAUAUUCUGGGAGGAGGAACGUCUUGGACAUCAUAUCCUCUGGAUAAGAUUCAUGCCUACAGUCUAGAGACAAAUUCCUGGGAGGAGAUCACAACUAAACCUCAUGAAAACAUAGGAUAUCCUGCUCCUCGACGAUGCCAUAGCUGUGUGCAGAUACAUAAUGACGUAUUUAUAUGCGGAGGCUAUAACGGGGAGUUGAUUUUGGCGGAUUUGUGGAAGAUCAACCUUCACACUUUCCAGUGGAGUAAACUUCCAGCAGAGAUGCCUGAGCCAGCCUACUUUCACUGUGCUGCAGUUACCCCGUCUGGCUGCAUGUACAUCCACGGCGGAGUAGUAAAUAUCCACGAGAACAAGAGAACUGGCUCUCUGUUCAGGAUCUGGCUGACUGUGCCCAGCCUGCUGGAACUUUGCUGGGAGAAGCUUCUCAAGGCAUUUCCCCACCUGGCUUCUCUUCCCGCCUUUCAUCUGUUUAACCUGGGCCUCCCGCUGGAGCUCGUAGAACGCUUAAAAUGAGCCCAGCAAAGGGAAGAAGCGGACGGGUCGGUCAAAAGACAUGAAUCAAAAGGAACGUCGUCCCUUCUCCUGCCUGAUGUAGCCCCGCCUUAAAACCAAAAACUAUGGGAUGCCUUUUAAGUUGUGUUCCUUCCUUUUGUCAUGAUGACUCUAUAUGGAAUGUUUUAUGGAUUUUACUAAAAUUCCCAUGCUGCCACUUGGCUUCAACAAACUGACACUUGUAAAAAAAAAAAAAAAGUUUAUUUUGCCAAGUCAAACACUGUCCGCUGUCGUUUUUAGACAGCAACCUCCUCUGGGAAGAAAACUGAAGUAUAUUUAAGGACUAAAUGACUUUUGCUGGUGUUUUAUUCCCAUCAACUGCUGUUUGCACAUUUUGUUUGGUUUUUGUAGUUAUUCUACAUUUAGUCUACAACACAUGCCAAUGUUUUCUCACAUUUUAGAGCAUGUAACACCCUUCUGCCAUGUUUUCUUUGCUACAAAGGGACUUUCCAAGCUGAAAGCUGCAUCAUUUAAGUUCGAACAUCAGUUCUUUAGUUACUUUUUCAGACCCUAUUUAUUCAACAUGUUUCAAUCACACAUGCUGCCAGCUUAAAUGGAAGUGGGGGAAAUGAACUUGAGCUUUGAGGAAAACGGAUCUGUGAAUAUUAGAUAUAAAAAAGUGUUUUUUGUUGCUGUUGCAUGUCUGCUUUUGCCUUUUUCUUCGUUUUAUCAUAAAUCUGCUUAACUUGGAAGGCAGUUGAGCAUCAGCACUAUUGUUUGUGGCGUUCAUUUAAAACCAAGCGAUGCAUCACUGACCGCGGUGCUUUUAAGCUUCUUUGAAAUUUGUUUUUCCAAUAAAGAAUUCUGUUCAUCUUUGCUA
This is a messenger RNA of Nothobranchius furzeri (turquoise killifish), 2194 nucleotides long. RefSeq names its product kelch domain containing 10 (gene klhdc10). The record is from RefSeq and is a predicted model, not a curated record. Gene Ontology annotation, biological process: positive regulation of stress-activated MAPK cascade. Lineage: Eukaryota; Metazoa; Chordata; Actinopteri; Cyprinodontiformes; Nothobranchiidae. Gene Ontology annotation, molecular function: protein binding.